AUGUCAGCGCUCAGCAGUUCAGCCGCUGCCGCAGGCCCUGCCCCCUGGAGGAAUAACAGCCUGCUGCUGGGGGGGGGGCGGGACCCCCCUCUGUCCGACCAGGGAGAGACCAUCAUCGGAGUUUACCUGCUGCUGCUGGGUUGGUUGUCCUGGUUUGGAAACAGCAUCGUCCUCUUCGUCCUAUGCAGACAGCGAGCCACCCUGCAGCCCACUGACUACCUGACCUUUAACCUCGCCAUCUCCGACGCCAGCAUCUCGGUGUUCGGAUACUCCAGAGGCAUCAUCGAGAUCUUCAACGUCUUCCAGCACAGUGACUACAUCAUCUCCUCCAUCUGGACCUGCCAGGUGGACGGUUUCUUCACGCUGCUGUUCGGCCUGAGCAGCAUCAACACUCUGUCAGUCAUCAGCGUGACGCGCUACAUUAAAGGCUGUCACCCCAGCAGAGCUCGUCACAUCAGCAGGUUCAGCGUCUCCAUCUGUCUGCUUCUCAUCUGGAUCUCAGCUGGAUUCUGGUCUGGAGCUCCGCUGCUCGGCUGGGGGAGCUACAAAGACCGUGGAUACGGGACCUGUGAGAUCGACUGGGCGAAGGCGGUCUCGUCGGGGUCCUACAGGUCUUACAUCAUCAGCAUCUUCGUGGUGUGUUUCUUCGUUCCGGUUCUGGUCAUGUUGUUCUGCUACGUGUCCAUCAUCAACACGGUGAAGAGAGGGAACGCCCUGACGGAGGGGGACCUCUCAGACCGCCAGAGACAGGUGGAGAGGGACGUCACCAUCGUUUCCAUAGUGAUCUGUACGGCAUUCAUCCUGGCAUGGUCGCCGUACGCUGUCGUGUCCAUGUGGUCCGCCUGUGGCUUCCACGUGCCCAACCUCACCAGCAUCUUCACCCGCCUGUUCGCCAAGUCUGCCAGCUUCUACAACCCGCUCAUCUACUUCGGGCUCAGCUCCAAAUUCCGUAAGGAUGUGGCUGUCCUGCUGCCCUGCACGCGGGACGCCAAGGACACAGUCCGGCUGAAGCGAUUCAGGCCGAAGGCCGACGCCCACGGCAGGCUGAGAGGUCCUCUGAACCGGACGGAGAAGAAGUACUCGCCCAUGAACCGGCCUGACCCCAGUCUUGGCCCGGACGCCGCCACAGGGAGCCCGCCCCACACGCCGCCGCCCGCAAACAAGGAAGUGUUUUACAUCAACAUGCCCCGCCCCUCUGAGACCAGCCCCGAGUUUGAAUGUGAGAGACUCUGAGAACCUCUCCAGAUCUCGGCGUGGACGGACCGUCACUCAGGAGAUCGCCACAAACUGACAGUUCAACUCAAACCAGCCGACCAGAAUGCAUAAAAACUUUCGUUAAAGUGACGAGCUGAGAAGAAGACGUUACUUACGUCACAACUGAAGACCACAGGGAAACAAUAAACAAAUAAAUAAUAUAAUAUUAUUAAAUAUAAAUAACAUAAAUAAUGUAACUAGAUCGGCUGAGUCGUGACUUGGAAACAUGGCUGAACGAAUGCUGCCAUGGCAACAUUAAAAUGUGAAACAUUUAUAUCAAUGUGUUUAUUUCUAUUUCAGAUUCAUAAGAGGUUAUUACAAGUUAUUUCAGGUUAUUAAAAAUUAUUACAGAUUAUUACAGGUUACUACAGGUUAUAUUACAGGUUAUUACAAGUGAGUAUAGGUUACUAC
This is a messenger RNA of Centropristis striata (black sea bass), 1665 nucleotides long. RefSeq names its product opsin-5-like. Gene Ontology annotation, molecular function: G protein-coupled receptor activity. NCBI's taxonomy places the organism in Eukaryota, Metazoa, Chordata, Actinopteri, Perciformes, Serranidae. Gene Ontology annotation, biological process: G protein-coupled receptor signaling pathway. The record is from RefSeq and is a predicted model, not a curated record. Gene Ontology annotation, cellular component: membrane. Bases 1 to 1233 code for a protein of 410 amino acids. The transcript has 6 exons.